Molecule: messenger RNA, 1143 nt
Organism: Macrosiphum euphorbiae (potato aphid)
Lineage: Eukaryota; Metazoa; Arthropoda; Insecta; Hemiptera; Aphididae
Source: the annotation of a GenBank genome assembly
AUGAAUAUAUAUAUAUAUGCAAUAGCUGAUAUAACAAAACCUGAAAACAUAUUAUUCAUGUCACGCAUAUCUAAAGAUAGAUUCUGCAUAUUCUUAUCAUCGGUAGAACUGGUAGACUGCGUCGUUAAUCACCCAACACCAAUAAUUAUCAACGGAAAACCAAUUAAAAUAAGAAAAUACUUCAACCCCGACAAAAGAAUAAUAAUAUCAAACGUAUGUCCAACUAUCCCAAAUGAAACAAUUCAAAGCGAACUCAACAACAUAGGCAUAAACCCCACCAGUCAAAUAAUUCACCUCAGAGCCGGCGUCAAAAAAGAAGGAUUCGGACACAUCCUAAGUUUCCGAAGACAAAUGUUCAUAUCCACAGAAACCACCAUAAAUCUCCCAAACUCUAUACUAAUUAACCACGAAGGAGCGAAUCACAGAAUUUUUUUCUCGAACGAUUCACUAACUUGUUACAUAUGUAAAAAAAUCGGACACACGUCAUCCAGCUGCAACGAAUUCUCAGAAAUAACCAUGAAAAACCAGAUCAAUUCAGAAAAAAUAAACGACACGCACACCUUCGCAACAACAACACUCCAAGCAAGCAACACACAAAUAGAACACCCUAUAGAGAACCAAAUUAAAAACACUGAAAUACAAAUCACCGAUAAUAUGGAAACCGACCCCAUAUCAUUCGUCGAUAACAAAAGGCCCGCACCCUCCUCUCCAACGGUGUCCCGUAACUCUGAGGAAGACAUAGUAAUCGAUAACGAACAAAAUACAGUCGCUACCAAAAUCCAUAAAGACCUCACCUUAAAAAAAGCCAAAAUAUUACGAAACAACACACAAGCAACCAUCGAGCUUAAUACAUUAUUAGAACCAGCAAAACAAAUUUUUAUCAAAAACGCCAGCAAUUUAUCAAUCGGUUUUACGCAAUUCAAAGUUAUAAUAGAAAACGCUCCUACCUGCAAUGAUAAACAAGAACUAUGCGACAAUUAUAAAAUCGAACCCAAUCAGAAAAUUAAAAUAAUUGAACUCGUGUACCCGGUUAUAAACAGCAAAGCUAUUAAAAACCGCUUAACACGAUUGUCAAACGCACUUUUCGAUUUAGACUUACACACAUAUGAAGACAAUGACAAAUCAGAACACCAAAUUAAUUAA